Molecule: messenger RNA, 867 nt
Organism: Caenorhabditis remanei
Lineage: Eukaryota; Metazoa; Nematoda; Chromadorea; Rhabditida; Rhabditidae
Exons: 4
Coding region: 1-867 (288 amino acids)
Source: RefSeq, a predicted model, not a curated record
AUGCCUCCAGGUUUAACCUAUCCAAGUUUAAAAUGCGUUUUCGAGUUUCUGGAAGCGAAUAAAAGGUUAUUAGAGUCACUGUUCGUUGGAAGAAGAGUAAUUAUUGUGGAGAAACUUGUGACUGGACGGCUGCUGCCACUAUCUAAAAAACUUGAAUUGAAGUUUAAUAUUCUAGAAAUAGAGUCUGAUGGAUAUGAUUUAAAAGGCUUUGUUCCACUUAUUGACCCUACCAGUUUUCCACUCAAGAAGUUUACUCAGAAACCAAGUUUGUACACUCUUUUUGAACAUCCUGAAGUCCGAACUGCCAGUCAUCUAGUUAUCAAAGAGUUUUUUCCCAACUUAUCCAAUGCUGUUAAUAUUCUGAAAUCUCUGAACUGCAAGUAUAUAGAGAUUAAAGAUCAUCUUUUCAACCAGAAUUAUAUUUUGGAUACAAUUCAAAUGAUGUUGGAAAAUCAUCGAGACGUUGAGACAUGUUACAUGAUAGACACGAUUAUAUAUACAAGUGAAUAUACAAGAAGAAACUUAAUGGAAAGAAUCAAGGAACGAUUCAAUGGAAGAUAUGUGGAUUUUAUUAAUGCUGACAAACGAUCGACGCUCACUUCUCAAUAUGUCUCCAUUCCAAUAGACUCUAGAACUGAACUCGCUGUCUACAGAAACGAGUCACUUAAGGAAUUUGAAGAAAUUAUUAUAAUGGAAGUGAUUCUGACUGGACAUUCUCCCAAAGUUUUCUGUCUAGAUUAUUCAAAAUCGGGUGAAUCUUUUGAUCUCAAAAAAACAGCAUCUGAAAAGUUCAAAAUGCCAAUAAUUUCUCUUCCAAUCAAGUAUAUUUUGAUUGUUGUUCUGUUUGCGUGGUUCUUUUUCUACUGA